AUGGACGGUGUCAACGAUGUGCGAGACUCGACCGACACUGUGCUUUUCCAGACGGCUCGCGUAGGAAUACAAGCAUCAGGCUGUCGGGUCCCGAGGGUGGAGCUGUCACGUAUAACAGAAACGCCAUCCCCUUCUACCAUCAGUAAUACUUCGUUACAGCCAAGCCCUGUACCUGAACCGUUCGACGAUUUUAUUACCCGGGGACUUCUCAAUAUCACUGAAGGUGAAGAACUUCUCUUGAAGUUCCGCACUGACUUGAUGCCCCUGUUUCCAUUCGUUAUUAUACCUGAAGUGAGCUUUGUUGAAUUGCGCAAGCAGUCUCCAUUCCUCCUCUUGUGUAUAAUAACAGCUUGCCUCGAGCACAAGCCCACUCUACAGCAGAAAUUGGAAUUUGAAGCUCGAACUGUAGUCUCUACCCGCAUAGUAAUGAAUAUGGAGAGGGACAUGGAUUUACUUCGGGGGUUACUGGUUCAUAUCGCAUGGUAUCACUAUCAUUGGCGCAUCUAUCAUACCCAGGUGUACAUGCUUCUUCAGAUGGCUAUGGCCAUCGUUGUUGAUUUGGGACUUGACAGAUACAACAACUUCAAAAUGCAGUCUAUCUCUUAUAAUGGAAAAGGGGCGGAGGAGUUACACAAAGGACAAGUACUCUACCUGACUCCUGAUGGGCAGCGUGCCUUCUUAGGGUGCUAUUAUCUAUGUUCCAAAGCCUCGAUAUUCCGGCGACAGCUGACCAUGAAACAUACAGACUGGGUCGAGUAUUGUGCUGAUAGCUUAGGGCAAAGGGCGGAGUAUCCCACUGACCAGUCUCUAAAAGCACUAAUUAAGAUCCAGUCGCUUGCUCAGCAAUCGGAGCUAGAGUUCGAAGACCCUAUCCGUGCAAUGAGCAAGGACGAGCUGUUCCAGUCUAUGGAUGUGCUUGAGAAUCAAAUCGAGCAUCUUCUUGUACAGGAAACACAGUGUAAUACCUGGUCCCUUCGUUUGGAGCUCAACGCAAUUCCUGCCAUUGUUCUCGGGCAUGCUCUUCGGCGACAAAGAGAUGUCCAUCACCAGUAUGAGAAACAGCAACUGCUCGCCAUUGCGCGUUCCGCGUUCAACAUUGUGACGGUAUUCCUUGCAUCGCCGGCUUCGGUCACACCUAAUCUCCCUAUGUUCAGUUACACAUCCAUCUGGUACGGCCUUCUUGUUUUAUCGAAGCUGAGCUUGCUUUCGGAUGCCGCGACAAAAGGCAAGGCAGUCGAAGUCUAUAACAGAGAUAUCCACAACCUCGGCCUUGCUGCUAUGCAGAAAAUGGAGGCAAUGUCACGAAGAAACGAUGUUUGGGAUAAUUGCCGUGCAGUUAUUGGAUCCAUGCUCUCAUGGUUAGAGAGCAGUCGGAUACAGCCCCAAUCAAUACAAGUUCGAGGAGAUACAUCAAACACCCAGGACGCUGAGAACCCUCAUAUGCUACCACAACCAAUACCCGAAGAUCCCCCUCGAGCCACAGAGUCUGCAGCGGUAGUUGAAGAUUGGGAUGCUACCGUAUGGCAACACAUGUUGCAAGAUUUGACCUGGAUAGGCAGCAGUUCACUGUAG
Aspergillus niger is the source of this 1572-nucleotide messenger RNA. RefSeq lists its product as uncharacterized. The coding region runs from base 1 to 1572 and encodes 523 amino acids. Gene Ontology annotation, biological process: regulation of DNA-templated transcription. The transcript is spliced from 5 exons. Gene Ontology annotation, molecular function: DNA-binding transcription factor activity, RNA polymerase II-specific; transcription cis-regulatory region binding. Gene Ontology annotation, cellular component: nucleus. Lineage: Eukaryota; Fungi; Ascomycota; Eurotiomycetes; Eurotiales; Aspergillaceae. The record is from RefSeq and is a predicted model, not a curated record.